Messenger RNA from Macadamia integrifolia, 2038 nucleotides. Its product is annotated as protein NRT1/ PTR FAMILY 5.10-like. Gene Ontology annotation, biological process: transmembrane transport; dipeptide transport. Gene Ontology annotation, cellular component: membrane. The record is from RefSeq and is a predicted model, not a curated record. The coding region runs from base 130 to 1821 and encodes 563 amino acids. The transcript has 4 exons. Gene Ontology annotation, molecular function: dipeptide transmembrane transporter activity; tripeptide transmembrane transporter activity. Lineage: Eukaryota; Viridiplantae; Streptophyta; Magnoliopsida; Proteales; Proteaceae.
CACUAGGUGUGCAGCCACACAAAAUGUUUACAUAACUAGUAACAAACCAUAAAUAUGAAUGGAAAUGGAGGGCAAAGAAGGCUGAGAGAAGAACAUAGGAAGGCUUUGCAGUAGCUUAAUUCAUAAGCAAUGGACGCUCCCCUACUAAGUGACACCGUUGAAGGUGCCGUCGACCACCGCGGCCAGCCGGCGAUUCGAUCCAAAACCGGCAAAUGGAGAUCUGCGGUUUUCAUAAUUGGAGUGGAGAUAGCAGAGAGGUUUUCGUAUUGUGGGAUUGGUUCCAACCUCAUUACCUACUUGACCGGCCCUCUACAGCAGUCGACGGUAACUGCCGCCGUCAACGUGAAUACAUGGUCAGGGGUGGCUUCUAUGCUCCCUCUCUUAGGAGCUUUUGUUGCCGAUGCGUAUCUCGGGCGAUACCGGACCAUUCUCCUGGCUUCCCUCCUCUAUGUUUUGGGAUUGAGCUUAUUAACAUUAUCAGCGGUGCUUCCUUCUUUCAUUCCCACUAGUUGUGACAACAACGCUAGCACCACAUCUUGUCAUCCUCCUCAAUACCAAAUCAUAUUUUUCUUCUCCUCGCUAUAUUUGGUGGCUCUUGCGCAAGGUGGGCACAAGCCAUGCGUACAAGCUUUUGGUGCAGAUCAAUUUGACAGCCAACAUCCAGUGGAGUUCAAGUCAAAGAGCUCUUUCUUUAAUUGGUGGUAUUUUGGAAUGUGUGGGGGUAUUGUGUGCACCAACUUGAUCUUAACAUACAUUCAAGACAACCUGAAUUGGGGUCUUGGAUUUGGAAUUCCAUGUGUUUGCUUGAUUGUUGCACUUCUAGUUUUCUUGCUUGGGACCUACACUUAUCGCUACAGUUUCAACAUCAAUAAUGAAAAUCCAUUCAGAAGAGUUGCGCAAGUGUUUGUUACAGCAGCAAGGAAUUGGCGAGCCACUCCACCGACGGCCAUGGUUGAUGAGGAAGAUGGUGAGGCUCUUCUCCUAAAAAGUGCUAACCAAUCCGGGUUUCUUGACAAGGCAUUAUUGACUACAGUAUCUGAAAAUUCCAAGAAAGGUUGGGUAGUAUGUACUGUGAAUCAGGUGGAAGAAGCGAAGGCAUUACUGAGGUUGGCUCCUAUAUGGGCUACAUGUUUAAUUUCUGCACUUUCGGGGUCACAAUCCUCCACAUUCUUCACCAAGCAAGGGGCCACAAUGGACAGAAAAAUAGGGUCAUCAGGGUUACAGAUACCACCUGCCUCCCUUCAAACCUUUGGUAGUCUGUCCAUCGUUCUUUUCAUGCCCGUCUAUGAUCGUGUCCUCAUUCCGAUCGCCCGAGCUUUUACCAAGAAUCCCUCCGGCAUAACAACCCUACAAAGAAUAGGCACUGGAAUAGUUUUAUCAACGAUCGCCAUGGUGGUAACAGCAUUAGUAGAGGGGGAAAGGCUUCAAACUGCUAUUGAUUUCAACAUAGUGGAUAUACCAGAAGCAACAGUUCCUAUGAGUGUUUGGUGGUUGGUUCCACAAUACAUCUUGUUUGGAAUUUCCGAGGCAUUCACUAUGGUUGGUCUACAAGAAUUUUUCUAUGAUCAAAUGCCCAAAGCCUUGAGGAGCGUGGGUCUUGCCCUUUACCUCAGCAUCUUUGGUGUAGGAAGCUUUCUAAGUAGCUUCCUUGUCUCUUCCAUUGAGAAGCUAACGAGUGAGGAUGGCCAAGACAGUUGGUUCUCAAACAAUCUCAAUAGAGCUCAUCUUGAUUACUUCUACUGGCUUCUUGCUGGUCUAAGCGCUAUUGGGUUGCCUCUCUAUAUUUAUUUUGCCAAAUCCUAUGUCUAUAAUAGGGUAUAAAUUAUAUAAGCUUUGAUGGGGUCAUUUACCCCCGGUACAGUCCCUGCUAAUAGCAUCGAAUGUGUAUCUAUGACGGUUGAUACAUAGUUUUUCUUUUUUCUCCACCACCCAACCCCAAAAAGAAAAACAUCCUCCAAAAUCUGUGAAUUGUAAGGUUCGGCCGCUAACUAUAUUGAUUGGCUUUCAACAGGAUUUGUGAACUUUGUCUUUUGGAAUC